Molecule: messenger RNA, 2528 nt
Organism: Apis cerana (Asiatic honeybee)
Lineage: Eukaryota; Metazoa; Arthropoda; Insecta; Hymenoptera; Apidae
Biological process (GO): carbohydrate metabolic process
Cellular component (GO): cytoplasm
Molecular function (GO): glucose-6-phosphate 1-epimerase activity; carbohydrate binding
Source: RefSeq, a predicted model, not a curated record
GUAAACUAGGGGCAUUGAACAAAGGUUGACUGCGUUGAUCGAGGAGUCGGCGGCGCAUUCACGACUCAAACAUGGCAGCGGCUACUAGCGUUGUCGUGCUCGACAGGGGCAACAAUACCACCUGCACGAUUAAUUUACACGGAGCUACCGUGGUAUCCUGGAGAGUAAAUAAUCAAGAACAACUGUUUGUAAGUAAGCAAGCUGUAUUUGAUGGAAAGAAAGCUAUUAGAGGAGGCAUUCCUUUCGUUUUUCCACAAUUUGGAGCAUGGACAUUUGGACCGCCUCAUGGUUUCGCGAGAAUCGUUCGUUGGAAUGUGGAAAAAUCUCCUGAACGUUUACCAAGUGGUGAUGUCGAAGCAAUUUUCUCUAUUAUGGACAGUGAAUUCACUCGUUCUAUGUGGAAUUAUCCAUUUAAAUUAACGUAUAGAUUAAUUCUUCGGGAGAAGGAAUUACAUUUCAAUAUUGGCGUAUACAAUCCUAGUAAAGAUCAUACUUUUAGUUUUAAUUUGUUGUUACAUACAUAUUUCAAAGUGCCAGAUGUUAGAAGAUGCCAGAUUACUGGUCUUCAUGGAUGCACAUUUAUCGACAAGACAAGAGAUAACCAAAUUUUUCAAGAAGGUCGCGAUGUAGUAACUGUAUGUGAAUGGACAGAUAGAAUUUAUCAGAAUACACAACCAGAACACAUUAUUACCAAUGUUGUAUCUGGUAGAAAAAUGCGAGUACAAAAAUAUAAUUUUCCCGAUACAGUGGUUUGGAAUCCGUGGCAGGAAAAAGCUCGUGAUAUACCAGAUUUUGGAGAUGACGAAUUUCCAAAUAUGAUAUGCGUAGAAAGUGGACACGUUAGCAGUCCAGUGAUCCUACUCCCUGGAACAGCUUUCGAAGCCAGUCAAAUCUUACAGGUAAUGUGAGUAGAGGGUGGACCAACGUCGCAUGUAACAGCCGGAAAUAAUACGAAUUCGUUACUUCCGGUUUCCUCUACAUCAGGUACCGUUUGGCCAACUAGUAGUGGAUGGUUAUAUAUGCCACCACCACCUCCUCCACCACCGCCACCACCACCUCCACCAUCAUCAACUCCUUCGACACAUUCAUCGCGUUUACAUGGUCAUUGUAUCGCUCAAACUUGCACUAUAUGCUCUCUUAAUCUUUAAAAUAAUAUUCUGAAAAGUCAAGUUUAAGAAAGACGCUUAUCUUAUCUUUAAUUGCUUUCAUUCACUAGCUCUACAAUAUUUUUAUAUAGACAUUUUUAACAUUAAAAAUCAUAAUCGUAAAAAUUAUCAUUUCAUAAUAUAUUAAUAUUCACUUUUUAUUAUAAUAAUAAUUCAAUAAUAUUGAUGAAAUUUGAUAAAAUUGAAUUUAAACAAAAUGAAUUAUUAUAUAUUAAGUUGUCUCAAAAGUUUUUUUUUUUUUUUUACCAUAUAGAUUUUUUCAAUUAGAUUUUUUAGGAUUUUAUCUUUCUACAAUACUGAAAUGAAAUAUAUUUAUAAUAAUUCAAUAUUUUAUCAUUUAUAAAAUUUUAUAUACAAGUAAUAUAAAUUUAUAUAUAAAAUAACUAUUCUAGUAGUAGGUAUCCAUGUAUUAUCUCUAUGUAACUUGUAUUAUUCCAUUUUUUUCAAAAUAAUUUUGACUCAUUUGCGAAAUGUUCAAGGUAGCUCUUAAUAUCAUCAUCUAAUCAAUUUUUUUUUAAACAGAAUCAUUUGAUUAUUUCAUUUAAUGUAAUUAUAAAAAGUAGUCUAUAAUAUAAUUAAUUUAUUAUUUGAUAAUUUUCUAAUAUUAUUAUAUAAUAAAUUUUAUAAAAGAAAAUAGAGAGAAUACUUAAUAAAUGUUAGAAAAUCAAAAGAAAACUGAAUGUUUUAUUAUAAUAAAAACUGUGUAUUUUUCAAAUCUUAAUCAAAAUGAAAACUGUGCAUGCAAAUAAUAAAAAGAACUUUUGGAUAACUUAAUAUAAUAAUAUAUUAAGAUACAUAUAAGAGCAAAUAAUUUAAAACUGAAAAUUUAUUGAUAAAGUUAUUUUUUUUAUAUAUGAUGCACAAAAUUAAAAGUUUCAAAUAAUUAUAAAUUAUUUUUACUUUUCCACAUUUGCUUUGGUAAGAAAAGAAAAGUUACUUUUUACAUUAUUAUUACAAUUAAGAAGAAUAUCAUGCUGAAGAAUUACAUUUACCAAUUUUUAAUACUGAUAUAGUGGGUAAAUGUUCCUACAUUGCUAUAUGUUAUACAUUGUAGUUUUGCAAAUGAAAAAAAAAUCAAAUAUCAUUUUUUGAUCUUAUUUAAUUUAUUCGACAAAAAGCUCAAUGUUUAAACAAACGAAAAGAAGAAAUAUUAUCAACUGUGAUUUUAAAAAAGCAUAUAUCUUAUAUAUCAGUUUUUUUUAAACUAUAUCAUUUAUAAAAUAUGUACAUAAAUUUUUGAGCUUCCUUUCAUAAUAUAUCUUUUUUCAAAUAAUAAAAAUAUUUUUUUUUUGUUUAAAAUAUGACAUUAUGUAAUUUCAUGUUUCUUAUAUAUAUUAAUAUAAUAAAGUUGUAGUACAGAUA